Cryptosporidium muris RN66 is the source of this 1022-nucleotide messenger RNA. RefSeq names its product 60S ribosomal protein L7a, putative. The record is from RefSeq and is a predicted model, not a curated record. NCBI's taxonomy places the organism in Eukaryota, Apicomplexa, Conoidasida, Eucoccidiorida, Cryptosporidiidae. The transcript has a single exon. Bases 72 to 863 code for a protein of 263 amino acids.
AACUUUCCUUAAUAAGGGAAAUAUUAAGAAAACGAUCUUUUCCAGGAAUUUAAGUAAAGGAAUACAAUAGAAUGGUGGCAGCAAACAAGUCAACCUUAAACAAGAAGUCUAGUGGGGGGUCAUCUUCUAAGAAGACACCUAAUCAUCCAUUAUUUGAGAAGACACCAAAGAACUUUAGACUAGGUGGAGAUAUUCGUCCAAAGAGUGACUUAACUAGAUAUGUACAUUAUCCACGCUAUAUAUUACUCCAACGUCAGAAGAGUACGAUCUUAAGACGUUUGAAAGUUCCUCCAGCUUUAAAUCAAUUUACUUGCACAUUGGACAAAAACCAAGCAUCUCAACUUUUACGUCUUAUGGGUAAAUAUAAACCAGAAACUCGCCUUGAAAAGAAAGCUAGGUUACAAAGUGAAGCUCAAAAGUUAGCUGCAGGUGAGGUAUUAGAAAGUAAGAAACCAAUAUUUCUGAAAUAUGGUGUUAAUCACGUUACAGACUUAAUAGAGAUGAAGAAAGCAAAGUUGGUUGUUAUUGCAUCUGAUGUUGAUCCCAUUGAAAUUGUUUGUUUCUUACCGGCAUUGUGCAGGAAAAAAGAUGUUGCAUUUUGCAUAUUAGGAGGUAAGGCAAGAUUGGGUAAGCUAGUUGGUAAGAAGACAGCUGCUGUCAUAGCAAUGGAAGCAGUAAGAAAGGAGGAUCAGGCUGAAUUUGAUAUGCUGUGCAGGAAUUUUAUGGCUCAAUACAAUGACAACUUAGAGUUAAGGAGGAAAUGGGGAGGUGGAAUUAUGGGAGUUAAGGCACAGCAUGUAAUUAGACGUAAAGAGAAGAUUCUUGCAAUGGAACAAGCCAAGAAAGUGGGGCUCGUUGCAUAGAAAUAUAAUUUUUAAUUUAGAUUUGCAUCUUGAUAUAGAUUAGAUAGAUAGCUGAGAUGAUGAGGGUCAAACCCUGUUAAAAUAGAAAAUUAAGGUCACCUUGAUUACUUACUACUGUAAUUGUAUGGAUAGAGAUUAUCUUAAGAUUUUAGUUUAUUU